AUGUCAGGAACGAAUAUUGAAACAGGCCCUAAUAAUAAUAACAACAAUCAACAUAAUCAGACAACUUUGUCAAAUAAACCAUUCCUCGGAAGCAACACAUCCAUUGGAAGGACUAAUAGGGAUGGGAAUAUUCCCGUUCGAGCUGUCAGUCCAAGAGUACGAUGGGUCGAGGACAAACAUAAUGAAGAGUACGGCUCGCAACAAUUAACAGCAUCACAACAUAAUUUAAAUAAUUUGACUCCAUCCGAAGAAGGAUGGUCGACUGUUAGGUCACCUUCAAGAGUCAUCCAACAGCCAAUCAGGGCUGUCAGUCCGAGAGUAAGAAGGAACACUGAGAAUGAUGAAUUGCGUAAAGAUAAUCAGGAGUUGGGCGAGGUUCCCACAGCGGGAGAGCUUUUGGGACGAAGUCAUGAAGAAUUAGUUCUGCUCUUGAUUCAACUAAGACGAAGACAUGCUGCCACACAUCGAUCUAUUGAGCAAUGUUGCGCCCAAAUUAGUAGCAUCGAGGAGUGUAUGAGCUCAUUGAAAGCUAUGGAGCGUGAAGAGAGUUUGCAACGUUUGGAACAUUUGAAGAUGCAAUUAAUGGAUUUGGAAAGUCAGUAUGAGAAAAGCAAACCUCUGGUACAGCUGGUCGAUAAUAUGGUGAAGUUAGGCUCAUUGUAUAACAGACCGGGUUCAACUAUUGAGAGAUUGGAAAGGAAUCAGAGACUCAGACAGAAAGUUCUAGCUGAGCAUGCUUUGGAACAACAGAGGUGGUUAGAAAGUGCAGCUGCUGGUAAAGCGUUAGAGACGGAGGCCGCUCGUGUGAGGGUGUCCGAGCUGUGGGCGCUGGAACAGGAACUGGCUGAUGAAGCAGCCAUCUUACAGGGUCUGAAGACUGAUAAAGAUGCCAUCGAUUCAUUACUUACUGGUGUUCGUAGUAAACUAACAUCAGCUAGCGCGAGCCAGCCCGGCCUUGAGAUGGAGUUAGCGAGGGUGCACGCGAUGUUGGCGCACAAUUCAAAGGUUUAUAAGAAAUUGGAGCAGACGGUAGCAGAUAACGCUCGUUUAGAACGAGAGCUGCAUCAUCUGCGGCGGGCGUUGAGAGCACAACGAGCUAACACACAGACACACGCACAUCCCACCGCUAUGUUAGAAGACGAGGUAUCCCGUGUUCAACAUCUUGUAUCGGCCCUACAACGUCAGAGACAGGAGUUAUCACGAGCCGUAAGACAUUUGACACAACAGUCACAUGUACUACAAACAACACAUGAAUCCAAUGGAAAACGUCGUCCAAUGUCCUCGUGGCAGGAGACAAAUCUUGAUACAGGUCACACCAUUGAUCAUGGGCAUUCUGAUUAUGACUAUGAGCCAUCGGCUCCAUUACAGCCGGGACAUUACGGACAGAGUAUGGAAACACCACUAUAUGUUGACACACGAUCACCUGGAAUGGAUGUCGCUUCACCUAUUAACAGCGAAGAUAUGCAGCAUACUGCUUUUGGUAAUUUAACCAACGUAGAGAAACAAGAAAUCAAAACAGUUCGUAUAGUCAAAAGAGAGAGCGAACGACGCCAGAGAGAUAGGGAGCGUUCAUUACAGCCGAUGUCCGAUUGGUCCGCAAACAAUAUUACUAAUAUCGAUCAGUUCCUAGAAGAAGAAUUAGUGCAGCCGAUAAAUAACUACCGAGCAUCAUCUCUACCAAGAACUGACUACAGCAAAUACGAAGAAUAUUAUUCAAAACCACAAAAUCCAGAACAAUCGCCCUAUAUUAGAAUAAACGACAAAAAUAUGGAUCAAAGUCCCAAAUAUCCGUCGAGCCCAUCAUUAUCUAACUAUGAUUAUUCCCGAGACAUAUCUUCAUUAAGCAGCAGCUAUCACAGAAGUUAUGACAAAUCAAAUUACGAUCGAACCAAUUCAUUAUCCACGCAAUACUUAAAUACGCCCACAGAUAGCGCUAGGACGCUAACAAACGAUCCUAUAUCAAAAACUAGCAGUAUGGCGAGUUUGACGAGGUCCAACAUAGAAUUGUCACCGAUAUUUAAAAGCGAGGCAGCCAAGCAAAUUAUAACUGAAAUGUCAAACGAUGCUCCAAAGAAUUCACUUCAUAGACGGCAAGUACCAAAAGAGAAAAGGCGACACUACACCGCCCCACAUCACCUCAGCGCGAAAACCUUGAAUGAAAUGCCUAAAGAUGUAUACAACCAGGAUGCUUUAGGUAGGUCAUUAGAUGACGCGGAUAUGGAGCGAGCUCUCCGUACAGGCGCUCCAGACGUUGUACGCUCGGCCUUACCACGUCGUGUACCAGAUUCUAUAGAUCAAUUACUCGCCGCGCCACAGAAGAUUAUUAUACCGGAGAGAUAUAUACCGGAGAAGCCACCAGAAUUAUCGCCUGAAGAACAGCAAAAGCGUCAGGAGAAAGUGGAAUCUAUCAAGAAAAUGCUAACAGGUUCUUCAGCGGAUCCUAGUAAGAGCCCGGACGGUGAAGACAAGAGACAGCGCGAACAUCUGCUGCAGAUGAACCAGCUGCUGGCGAAACAGGUCACUGAGAUGAGCAAGAUCAUAGCUGUUAAAGCAUUAGAAGAGCUGCCAACACAGAACAACGAUGAGGACUACGAAGAUCGCUCGCCAGACGUCGAACUACCAAUAUAUCAGCAAAGAUAUAAUUUCUUCACAUAA
Molecule: messenger RNA, 2655 nt
Organism: Danaus chrysippus (African queen)
Lineage: Eukaryota; Metazoa; Arthropoda; Insecta; Lepidoptera; Nymphalidae
Source: the annotation of a GenBank genome assembly